AUAUACACAAAGGCUGGGAAGGGUCAGACACCACCCGGGCACUCUUAGUUCCCCCUUCCCUUCCUCCCUCACACCUGAGUCCCCCCCCCACUGUCCUCCACCACCUCCAGCGGACCAUGGCAUCAGAAGCAGAAAAAACAUUCCAGCGGUUUGCUGUCUUUGGAGAUUCAUCAGCCAGUGGCACUGAAAUGAACAACAAGAACUUCUCCAAGAUGUGCAAAGAUUGUGGUAUCAUGGACGGCAAGACAGUCACCUCCACUGAUGUAGACAUCGUGUUCAGCAAACUCAAGGCCAAGAAUGCCCGAACCAUCACAUUUCAACAGUUCCAAGAGGCAAUGAAGGAACUGGGCCAGAAGCGGUUCAAGGGGAAGAACCCAGAUGAGGCCCUGGAGGACGUUUAUAAACUCAUGGAGGGCAAGGAUCCAGCUACCACGGGUGUUACUAAAACAACGACCGUGGGCGGGGUGAGCCGGCUGACAGACACCAGCAAGUACACUGGCUCCCACAAGGAGCGCUUUGACGAGAGUGGCAAGGGCAAAGGCAUCGCAGGACGGGAAGAGAUGACCGACAACGCAGGCUAUGUGAGUGGCUACAAGGGUGCUGGCACCUAUGAUAAAAAGGACAAGUAGGGAAUAGCCUCAUCUUAGCUUGCCAGCCUUUGACCCUGCAUCUUUAACAUCAGGGAGCUUGGGGAACAAUAAACAUCUGUGUGUGCA
This is a messenger RNA of Rhinolophus ferrumequinum (greater horseshoe bat), 716 nucleotides long. It is a transcript of the gene TPPP2, whose product is annotated as tubulin polymerization promoting protein family member 2. Gene Ontology annotation, molecular function: tubulin binding. Gene Ontology annotation, biological process: positive regulation of protein polymerization; microtubule bundle formation; microtubule polymerization. Lineage: Eukaryota; Metazoa; Chordata; Mammalia; Chiroptera; Rhinolophidae. The transcript is spliced from 4 exons. Bases 117 to 629 code for a protein of 170 amino acids. Gene Ontology annotation, cellular component: microtubule. The record is from RefSeq and is a predicted model, not a curated record.